This is a messenger RNA of Fusarium musae, 453 nucleotides long. RefSeq lists its product as uncharacterized. The coding region runs from base 1 to 453 and encodes 150 amino acids. The record is from RefSeq and is a predicted model, not a curated record. The transcript has 2 exons. NCBI's taxonomy places the organism in Eukaryota, Fungi, Ascomycota, Sordariomycetes, Hypocreales, Nectriaceae.
AUGCGCAGGAAAGUCAAAGUCGGUGUUUACUGCAUCUUUCUCUUGGGCAUCAUCGACAUUGCAUUUUCUCUCACGCGAUUCUUGACAAUCCAACUGGGUGAUAGCGAAGACUUUCGAUCUUUUACGAUAAUUGAACUCUGGUGUUCUCUCGAUGUGUACAUCGGUCUUGUAAUCUGCUGCAUCCCAGCUCUCCGACCAUAUCUUCACAGGAAGGGAGUCAACUACAACUACCAGGAAUCAGGACGUCCUUCGAAGUCUGGUCAUGCGAUACGUCGGACAGGCCAGAGCGGAUUUGAAGAGAUAAUUGAGGGGUCAGGCAUCAGGGGCGAUGGUCAAGAUGAUUCAUGGUCUGGAUCCCAUUCUUGCGAGAUUACAGCAGAGAUGAGUGAUAAAAAGCAAAAUGGGAGUGAUAUCGAGCUCGUCAGUAUUGAGAUCAGUAAGAGUAAUGUGUAG